AUCAAUCUCUGGAGAUACUAUUGGUUGCAACAAUGGAUCUAGGAAAAAGGCCAGGAAACCUUAUUACUGCAUCAAACAGUAAGCUUUACAUGGAUCUUAAGGAUAUCAUUAGGGAACAAGCCCUUCCAUUCCUUCCUGCUAAAUCACUGUUCAGAUUCCUGGCUGUUUGUCGAGACUGGAUGCUCCAUAUUUCAACACCAUCCUUCCACCAUAAUCAAUCACUUUGUUGCCGUGGCAUAUCAGGCCUUUUUUGUCAGACUCCUGAAAAUCCUCCUGUCUUCGUACCAAUUCAUCCAGAAUCUUGUGGUGUACCAGAUCCAUCUUUGAGUUUUCUGCCAGAGCCUGUUGUCAUUAGGGCCUCAUCAAAUGGACUGUUGUGUUGCCAAGGACUAGAUGAAGACAGGUACUACUAUUUGUGCAAUCCAGUUACAAAACAAUGGAAAAAACUUCCAAAACCUACUGCUUCUCAUGGAUCUAAGCCAGCACUUGUGGUGAUAUUUGAACCGUCACUGCUCAACUCUGUACCUGAGUACAAACUCAUUUGUGCCUUCGAAUCUACUGAUUUUGAUGAUGCAACUGAAUUUGAAAUAUACUCCUCCAAAAAUAACUCUUGGAAUGUUUCUAAGGCGAUUUGUUUUAGAGAUGAAAAAGCUGAUCUGGGAUCUGGAGUUCAUGUCAAUGGUGUUGUUUACUGGCCUGUGGAGAGUGAUCACAUUCUUUCUUUUGAUCUAACAAAGCAUAGGUCAAAAUUACUGGAUAGCUUAACUGCUGGCAUUGACUGCUUACUGGGAACGUUUGAUGCAAGGCUUUGUAAGGUUUAUAUCUUGGGGGAUGAAGUGUUUGUCAAUGUCUUCAAAGUGCUUAAUAUGCACAAAAUUACUUGGGAUGAGUCUGAGAUGUGGGAAGAUACACUGGUGCUUGAUCCUGAUAACACUUUUAUUCCUUUGGAUGAUGACUACAUUGACACCAGAGCUGUUGCUGUAAGCAGAGAUAUUCUGGUGGUUGUGUGUGAUAACGAAUUUUACUGUUAUGGUUUUGAAGACCAUAAAACUAAUACACUGAACCAGCCAGAGCCAGCUGAAUCUGAAUUUUACUAUGAGAUAUGUGUGCCCUAUGUGAAUAGCCUUGUUUCACUCUGAGCUUGCUCUCUGUUCACCUUAUGUACUUUCAUAAACUCUCAAACUCCUACUUUGAAUAAUGUUCAAUCUUGUUAAGGGAAUAAUGUGUGAUGUUUUUCUAUCAUUAGGGAUGAUUUUUUUUCUUUUAUAUUUGAAUUGUGGAAACAGU
Messenger RNA from Ipomoea triloba (trilobed morning glory), 1287 nucleotides. Its product is annotated as F-box protein At5g49610-like. The coding region runs from base 33 to 1139 and encodes 368 amino acids. The transcript has a single exon. NCBI's taxonomy places the organism in Eukaryota, Viridiplantae, Streptophyta, Magnoliopsida, Solanales, Convolvulaceae. The record is from RefSeq and is a predicted model, not a curated record. Gene Ontology annotation, molecular function: protein binding.